UCUAGACUGCGUGAUUAUCAGGCACUUUCAUUUGGACCAUUGCGGAGCUUUGCCAUACUUCAGUGAAAUGGUUGGCUACGAUGGGCCAAUUUACAUGACACAUCCUACCAAGGCCAUCUGCCCAAUCCUCCUGGAGGACUACAGGAAAAUCACUGUAGAUAAGAAAGGGGAAACUAACUUCUUCACAUCCCAAAUGAUCAAAGACUGUAUGAAAAAAGUUGUUGCUGUUCAUCUUCACCAGACAGUUCAGGUGGACGAGGAGCUGGAGAUCAAGGCGUAUUAUGCUGGCCACGUGCUGGGAGCAGCCAUGUUCCAGAUUAAGGUUGGAUGCGAGUCUGUUGUUUACACUGGUGAUUAUAAUAUGACUCCAGACAGACAUUUAGGUGCUGCGUGGAUUGAUAAGUGUCGCCCAGAUUUAUUAAUAAGUGAAUCCACUUACGCCACAACUAUCAGAGACUCCAAACGCUGCAGAGAAAGGGAUUUCUUGAAGAAAGUUCAUGAGACUGUAGAAAGAGGAGGGAAGGUUCUUAUCCCAGUUUUUGCCCUUGGACGUGCCCAGGAACUUUGCAUUUUACUGGAGACCUUCUGGGAAAGAAUGAACUUGAAGGCUCCAAUUUAUUUUUCCACGGGACUGACAGAAAAGGCAAAUCAUUAUUACAAACUCUUCAUCACAUGGACGAACCAAAAAAUUCGGAAAACCUUUGUGCAGAGAAAUAUGUUUGAAUUCAAGCACAUCAAAGCAUUUGACCGAGCCUAUGCAGAUAAUCCAGGACCUAUGGUUGUCUUUGCAACCCCUGGAAUGCUUCAUGCAGGACAGUCCCUUCAAAUCUUCAGGAAAUGGGCAGGGAAUGAAAAAAACAUG
Messenger RNA from Tinamus guttatus (white-throated tinamou), 862 nucleotides. The record is from RefSeq and is a predicted model, not a curated record. Lineage: Eukaryota; Metazoa; Chordata; Aves; Tinamiformes; Tinamidae.